GGGGUAGCCCUCAGACCACUGCCAGGCCAGGAGGAGGAAGGUAAGGAAGCCAAGACUGACCUUCCAAGGGCAGCAGGUGAGGGCGUGAGGUGGUGUCCAGGGGCCUCGGGAAGAAUCGAGGGUCUGGCCGAGGGCUGGGGGGCCAGCAAAUUGGCAGAGCCCAAGGCACAGCCAUUUCCGAAGAGGCCUGGGACAGGUAUGGCCCAAGGUGAGGGGACUGUGGCCGCCCACCCACCAGGACCAAGGUCGUAAAUCAUCCGCCAGAUUGUCACAGAGCGUCUGCAGGAGGAGGGUUCUGGUUCCGGUCACCGAGAGAGCAUGGCCCCUCCCCAGGCCCUGAGCCUUUCUGGCCGUAUCCCCCACAGGGAGGGACUGCUCUCAUAUCUGGUUGGAGAGCCCCACGGCCCGCAGUGGCGUGUACACCAUCCAGCCAGAGGGAGUCAGCACCCCCUUCAAGGUUUUCUGUGACAUGCGCAUGGACGGUGGCUGGACGGUGAUUCAGAGCCGAGACCGGGGCCGGCGGAGGCCUCUGGACUUUGAGAGGUGCUGGCAGGAGUACAAACAAGGCUUCGGAGACCUGAGAGGUGACCACUGGCUGGGGCUGGAGCACAUCUCUGGCCUGACCUCCCAGCCGGGCCUGCGCUCAGAGCUGACGGUGGAUCUCCUGGGCCUGGACAACCACACACUUCAGGCCCACUAUGAGCACUUCCACGUGGACAGGGAGGACCAGUUUUACCAGCUGACCCUUGGCCCGUACUCGGGGAAUGCAGGGGACGCAUUCCGGGGCGUGGGCCAGACGGACAACCAGGAGGGCUGUGGCUUCAGCACGCUGGACCGCGACCAUGACCGCUGCUCGCCCUGCACGGAUGGCGCCCAGACCUUCACCAGCUGCAGCCACGAUCGCUCAGGAGCCGGUUGGUGGUACAGCGCCUGCGGCCACGCGGACCUCAACGGGCCAUGGCCAGAGCACACGGGGGCCGCUUCCGGCAUGCGCUGGGCCGCGGGCAACCACCAGCCCGCCUUGCGCGCCAGCGUGCUGCGCGUGCGCACCACUGCUUCCCUCAAGGCCUAGGCCCCUGCCCAUCCGUGGCCGAGCCUCAUUAAAUGUUCAAGCCCGGC
Messenger RNA from Callorhinus ursinus (northern fur seal), 1119 nucleotides. NCBI's taxonomy places the organism in Eukaryota, Metazoa, Chordata, Mammalia, Carnivora, Otariidae. The record is from RefSeq and is a predicted model, not a curated record.